Messenger RNA from Trichobilharzia szidati, 1859 nucleotides. The record is from the annotation of a GenBank genome assembly. NCBI's taxonomy places the organism in Eukaryota, Metazoa, Platyhelminthes, Trematoda, Strigeidida, Schistosomatidae.
CUUACACUAAGACACGUCUCUCCUUAUAAAAGCUUUUAGUGAGUAAAUUUUGUUUUUAUGUUUUAUACACUUCACCUUUCUGUUGCUUUAUAAUUCAGCAUCGGAAUCAUUUAUCAGUUGUGUUAUUUCCAUGGAAGAAUUAUAUUACCUCUAAUUAACCAGAAGUGAACGACUACUGUGAUUUUGCAUCAACCAGAUUCAUACUUAUCAGUCAUCUCCGUUGUUUUAGUCGAAAACUACACAUUUACUGGGACUGUUACUAUUGGUUUGGAUAGAGUUGUUUUUAUGGAUAUUCCUGCAACUGUUUACACACCUUACUGUUGAUUUCAAAGUGUGUUGUAAAUUAACAAACUUGGUGUUGGAAGUUUACGCUGCAUAGGAUUGUAUUUCAGAAAAACAGUACACUAUCUGCAUGUUCGUUUCAGUUUUGCUCUAGAAUACAGGAGAUAAUACAAACUGAUCUGUAUUCCGUGAUGGUUUUACUGUUCCUACAUUCUGAUUGAAGAGGGAGACAAACAUGCAGUCUGUUCGCCAUACUUUUGGAAUCUGCAUGGAUUAAGAAAAAAUGAGGAUGUUCAAAUCUUCGAAUAAAAUGAGGAUGUUCAAAUCUUCGAAUAGUAGAAAUGUUAGAAAAUCGAUUUUGGCCUUCUCCGUGGGCAUUUGCACUACCCUACUGAUAAUAAAACUGAGUGCAUCAUUUCAAUCCGAAUCGCGCUUUUAUACAAACUCAGCACAAAAUGAGAAACCAGAUGAUAAUCCUCGCCAUCUGCCGCUGAUAUUCAUUGGAGGUCACCAAAGUUCAGGUACUGGUUUAUUACGCAUCCUUAUGGAUAUUCAUCCACUGGUACGAUGUGGGCCAGAGCCGAUUGUUACCAGAGAAAUUAUUACAUACAGAUUAUCAAAAAAUCGACAAAAUGACCGGCUCCUUCAGUCUGGAAUAUCACAGGAUGUAUUAGACAAUGCAGUGGCUGGUUUCAUCGUGUCAAUUUUACAGAAUAUGGGACCUCCUGCUGAAAGACUAUGUCACAAGGAUCCUGGAUCGUAUUUUUACUUAAAGUAUUUAGGUGAUUUAUUUCAAAACGCAAAAUUUAUUCACAUUGUACGCGAUGGCAGAGCAGCUGUAGCGUCUACGAUAGCCCGUAAAAUAAAUCCACAGUUCCGUUCAGACAAUAUCACACAAGCACUUAAGUAUUGGGAAGCUUUCACUUCACAUGUAAUUAGUGACUGUGAAUAUAUUGGAAGGAAUCGAUGUUUAACUAUUCGUUAUGAAUGUCUUGUUUUAAAUCCAAAAGAGGAGAUUUCAAAACUACUCAAAUUCCUUGAUCUUCCAUGGGAUGACCGACUUCUGCAACAUGAAAAAUACAUUCAUAAUGUUUCUAUGUUGAACAAAUAUGAAGCUAGCUCAGUGCAAGUUGUCAAGCCUAUUCACUUGGAAUCUUUAACUGCUUGGUGUAGAAAUGGCUCAGUUAUUCCAAAAGAAUACAUUUCAACCAUGCAUAAGGAGAGUCGAUUAUUGAAGAAACUUGGUUACGCUACCAAUGAGAUUCCACCUAAUUAUGAGAAAUUAUGCAAAGUUGACUCAGUAUUGUAAAACAAUGCGAAAAGAAGAGACAAGAAAAGGAGAUAUAGAUGGAUAGUCAGAAUGGAGAUGACGCUUAUCUUGUCAAUGACGAUAACAUUUCAAUAGUUUCAUUUGUAUUUUUUUUUACUGUUUUUACUAUUUUCAUACAAAGAAAUGCAUAUCUUUAAUAGGCUGGCGAUUAUUGUGAUUGAUAUAUUACAUCGUAUGAUGAAUGCAAUCACCUGUCAGAGAAAAAUGCUAAAAUUGUCUGAAAUACAACUUACAAAUUUGUGUGUUG